UGGAUAGAUUUCAGGCUUUAAACUUACAAGAGAGUUUCAUGUGGCGCAUUGGUUGAUCUACAGCUGACCCGCCACGAUAACGAAUUAUUUCCACGACUCCACACUGGCUGAACUCACAGCACAGCAAGAAAGCUCCGGGUCUAGCAGCCUCAGCAAAGAUGCCAAGUCGAGAUUAAAUCACGCUUGCCCAAGUAAAGAUCAUUUACACACCAUGUGGACACAUAAACUAGUAUGAUCAUUUCUAGCUCGAAUAAGCCGACCCCCUUGAUAUUUUGAACACUUAAUCUAAAUCAGCUUAAUUGCCUAUAUCAAUAGGCUUAACAGUAGAUAAAAUGGAAAAGGUAUCAUCAAUUCUCAAGUACCUAAAGCCCUAGUAUUGAAAGAGACACUCUAGCCAUCUUAGCCACGAUGUCCAGCUUCACAUCCUACCAAUCGAAUAAUUCGAUGAUGUCGUGGGACGACAAACACAUGCAAGAGUCAUGGGGUUAUCAUCUUCCAGUCUCGUUCCUCCCGCCAAACAUAUGGUUCAGCCCCGGCUCAUCAGCAGGCGAAAUCUCCAGACAUAUCGAGCCGUUCCGGGGCUCGAUACCUGCAUGGGUUAAUCAAAGCUGCUGGACAAAUCUACCGCCAUCAGAAAGAACUAACGAAUUCAGCCUCUCCUCGACACAGUAUGCCUGGUACUCGUCCGACAACAUUGAGACAUGCUUCGCCGACAAUCGAUCCUCUUCAUACGUUCAUUUCCCCCGCAAAGGCGUCGCCACUGCGACCCUACACAGCACCUACCGUCAGAGCAAUCAAUGGCCGCAGUGGCCGGCGACAAAGGACCAGCAUUCAGAGACUCCUUCCAAUGCCGAUACUGAAUCUUCAUCUCGUUUACAAUCAUCUUCCGUCUCUCCUGGGCAAUACACCCGACCUGGACUUUUCGAAGACACACCAUCUACCUCAUCGGAUGAUAAUGAAAUACCGACAAAUUCCGAAGCUUUGCAAUUACAAUGGGGAUCAGACUCAUCUUUCGAUUCCAACAUGUUUAUUCCGCCAACACUUCAGGCCAGUAAAUCAAAGGCCACUGACACGUGGCUAGCCUGGAUCGAGAGCAUCACAGCCUCCGAGACAGUACAAUGGGCCAGUGACAUCAUGCACCAGCAGGUGAGCCUCUGCGGGUCUGUCGAGGCUGCCCACGGUCAUGGACUAGAUGAUAUACAAAAAAGGGCGGAGAUAACUGUGCUGGGAAGGGGUAUUCAAGCAAAGACACUACAUGACGACCGCACGGCCGCUCAAAAGGUUCACCUACGUGCAGAGAAGCGACGGCAAAUCCACAACAAUUCUGAACGCAAACGGCGAGAACAGCUGCACCAAGGCUUCCUUGACCUGUGUGACAUCGUCCCAGGCUUGAAUAUUCGCACACACACGCGGAAGGAGAUUCUCUUCCGUACUGCCAGAUGGCUGGAGCAGUUCCUCCAGGAUAAUGAGCGUCUAAAAGACCAGCUAGGCCAGCUAACUGCAGUCAAUAAAGCCCGAACGGUCCACUAAUGAAGAUCAUGUGUCAUUAUUGUCCGAUAUUGCGUGAAUAUCUCAAAUCCUUUCAGUGAUUUCUUCUUUUAAUGUUGUCUGAUCGGGUAGCGGAUAAUAUUGGAUCCCAGUUCUAUUACCUUUGAAGAAGGGGAACUAAGCAUAAUACCAGUUUUGUGAUAUAUUCCGGUCCUACCAACGUAUAAC
Molecule: messenger RNA, 1716 nt
Organism: Talaromyces proteolyticus
Lineage: Eukaryota; Fungi; Ascomycota; Eurotiomycetes; Eurotiales; Trichocomaceae
Exons: 2
Coding region: 409-1530 (373 amino acids)
Biological process (GO): regulation of transcription by RNA polymerase II
Molecular function (GO): RNA polymerase II cis-regulatory region sequence-specific DNA binding; DNA-binding transcription factor activity, RNA polymerase II-specific; protein dimerization activity
Source: RefSeq, a predicted model, not a curated record